AUGAGUCCGUCCGGCGAGUUUCCCCCCAGCACAGUAAUCAAAGAUUUCGCAUAUCCAGAGUCACACCCGUUGCGUUCGGGAAACUAUCCAAGCGAAGGUAGCUCAGACGACGAAUUGGACGUGUUUUCUACACAUUCUCACGUAACCAGUUCUGGAGACACACAAAUAUAUUCUUCUGAUGAGAUAAACCGAAGGGCCGUUGCCCUAUUUGACUUUGAGCCUGAAAAUGACAACGAGGUUGCCCUCUUCGAAGGCCAGGUUAUUUGGAUUUCUUAUAGGCAUGGUCAAGGUUGGCUUGUGGCUGAGGAUCCAGACACAGGGGAAAAUGGACUAGUGCCAGAGGAAUAUGUGGACAUUUUCUAUGAUGAGGAUACGGGGGACGUUGCUAAGCCAUUCAUGCCCCAAAUACUCCAACAAUUUGCUCGCGGGAACGAAAGCGAGUGGGAGGACGUGGAUGAAGACGAAACAGAAGAUGUACAUACCGAGUCUCCUGGAGAUAAUGGGGCGUCGCAAUUGCUACUGAAGAAGCUACUGCAAGUUACGCUAGAAACACCUACUCUGGAGGAGUAA
Clavispora lusitaniae ATCC 42720 is the source of this 570-nucleotide messenger RNA. RefSeq names its product Nbp2p (gene NBP2). NCBI's taxonomy places the organism in Eukaryota, Fungi, Ascomycota, Pichiomycetes, Serinales, Metschnikowiaceae. Gene Ontology annotation, molecular function: protein binding. The record is from RefSeq and is a predicted model, not a curated record.